AUGUCUGUGGCCGCUGCGCUGCUAGACGCGGCGGCGCGCGGCGACGCGGCGCGACUCACCAGCCUCCUCAACGCAGACCCUCGGCAUAUCGAUGCGCAAGAUGAGAAUGGAUGCAGUGCGCUGCAGCGCGCGGCGGCGGACGGGCACGUGGACGCCGUGCAGCUGCUGCUGCGGCGCAGCGCCGACCCCAACAAGCAGGACCACGUGCACGGCAACACAGCCGCGCACGAGGCAGCAUGGAAGGGCUACAGCCGCUGCGUGGCGCUGCUGGCGGCGGCCGGCGCGGACCUGCGCGUGCGCAACGCCGGCGGGUUCGCGCCGCUACACCUCGCCUGCCAGAACGGACACAACCAGUCCUGCCGCGAGGUCCUACUGGCGGGCGCGCCGCCGGACAUACAGAACAACAACGGACACAACCAGUCCUGCCGCGAGAUCCUACUGGCCGCCGUGCCGCCGGAUAUACAGAACAACAACGGACACAACCAGUCCUGCCGCGAGGUCCUACUGGCGGGCGCGCCGCCGGACUUACAGAACAACAACGGACACAACCAGUCCUGCCGCGAGAUUCUACUAGCGGGCGUGCCGCCGGACAUACAGAACAACAACGGACACAACCAGUCCUGCCGCGAGAUCCUACUGGCGGGCGCGUCGCCGGACAUACAGAACAACUACGGCGACACUUCACUGCACACAGCUGCUCGAUACGGUCACGCUGGCGUCACUAGAAUUCUCAUCUCAGCCCAAUGCAAGGUCUCCGAACAGAACAAGAACGGAGACACGGCUCUCCACAUCGCCGCAGCCAUGGGCCGGCGGAAACUGACCAGGAUACUCCUAGAAGCUGGCUGCGACAAGUCGCUCAAGAACCAGCAAGGCGAGACCGCCCGGGAUAUAGCCACGAGAAAGGGCCUAGAAGAAAUCAUCAGCAUCCUGAAUACGCCCGUAGCAAAACAACCCAAGAAGAAAGAAAAACACAGAGACAAAAGCAAAGAAAGGGGAGUGGACGAGCCCGAUGAAGCAAAGAAGAAAAACAAAGACAAGAAAAAGAAGAACGUCCAUUUUGAACAAGAGCCCCCGACUGUCCAGUGGUCCCCUUACGGUUGCCACUACUACCCCGAUCCUAAAUACUUCCCCAAGCCAAGACUCAGCUCGUUACCCACCGAACCCCUCAAAAAAGGCGAGCAGUACUACUUGGAUCUGGCCGGAAACAUCAAAAAGGGUCCAAUAGGCGCUGGCUACACGUGCUACUGUGCGCCAUUCUUUAAACACAUGGAGGAUAAAUUGAAUGACGAUAAGAAAGACCUGAAGAGACACAUAGACAGAGCUCAUGAAAGAUUAGAUCAGAAAGUCACUGAUUUAGAAAUGAAGACACAAGGACAGAUUUCCGAGUUGACGAGAUUCGUAGCUGCGGAACGAGCGAUGUGCAAAGAGAGACACAAACAUUUGGAACAAUGGCUGACGAGAGGCAUGAUGUUUAGAGCAUCAGAGAGAGUCAGGAAACUAGAUUUCAGUCCUAAAGGCUCUUUGGAUAUACCUCCAUUGAAGAGGACAAGAAGUUUAGAACUUCUGGAUGCGCACGCUGAAGAGUGGAAUAGAGUAAACAGGCUGAUCAGAAGCUUCAACAAAAACGCAGAACACUACGAGAGCAAUGCCAAAGAUCUAAAUGAAACUAAACCGACGUCUAAAAGUACUGAGGUUUUAGACACGAGAAGAUCCCCGCCGACUCCAAGAAGAAAAUUCUUGCUUAAAAACUCGAGAAGUAGUGACCAGCUUGAAGCAGGCCCAAGCACAAGUUCUAGACCUUCUAGAUCACCUCACACAUCGCAUGCAAGUCCGGCUCGUGAAAGUCAUUCACAAAAUGUCACAGCAGAAAUUCAUGUAAAAGCGAAUAAGAUUUCUGUCUCACAAUCCCCUGUAUCAGAGGUUCCAGAUUACAAUGAUCGCUACGCGUCACCUAGUCGGCAAUCAAACGCCAAGUCACCGAGCAAUAGCAACAGACAGUCGGAUUACAAAGCGAGCGAUUCGGAUGGAGACAACCUCCACAGAGUUCAGAAAGAUAACCCACAGAGCGUUCCAGUUUGGAAAAGCCAGGUUCUUCAAAGAACAGCUGAUGACAUUCGAAAAAGAGUUAUGCUUGAGAAGGAAAUGUCUGACGUAUUGUCGAGGAGUAACCCUAAGUCCCUCGACAUAGCUCAAGACGGCUACGUGAAGCUGCGUAAACAGGGCAACUACCCGAUAGAAGAUAACAACAUCGUUCGAGAACCGAGAAAGUCGGUGCAGGAGUUAGUCGCUCAAGUGGAAUGCCAGCAGAUAUGUCAAUCACCUGAACUUAUUCCUUUGCCGAGGAAGAUGCCUCCCACCGAACUUCAAGACGAACAGAUCGCCCCAGUCAACGUUCAGCCGAGUCCAGGAAUACUGAAGAUGCCGCAACAACCUCAACGACCUGCACCCGUGCUGAAAGAGAAGCCACCGAAGAGUAAACGAUUCAGUUUGCACAACCUCAUACCCUUCCCAACGAGGAAAACUUUCCAAACCCCACCUAAAGACAACGGGAACAAUUCCGAGAGCAGCGACGAGGAAGACAAUCCCAUCAGAACCACGCACCAGCCCGGACCGAUGCGAAAUGCAAACCUGCUGCAGACGUUGCCAUUACCUAACUACGAAACCAUGUCAAACAAGUCUCAAUCGCCAGCACCACAGGUCGCGGGGAAUCAUAAUAACAUGUACAACCACGACUUACGGGCGAUGAUACCCAAGGACGCCUACUUCCAUGACAUACCGAACCGGCAGAUACAUCAUCAGAUGCCUUACAGGGACAUGAUCGACAACGGUCUCCCCGUGCCUCAGUACAACCCUUGUCAGCCGCAGUACGACUACAAUGAAACCGGCCUCCCUCACACGCAGGUCCCGGCUCGAAGCAGGAACCCCCUGUACCACCACCAGACCGGGGUCUUCGACGCGAUGAUGCAAGACCACAUGAUGCGGGAAAUGGAACGGAUUCCCCAGUGCUACAGCGACCAUUUGGACCAGAACACGGAGAUAGAGAUUGCGAACCAGAACGACCACUUUCGCGGCGGUUACUACGAUAACCAUUCGCCAGUGUACCCGAACUUUAGAGGGAAUGCACAUGGCAUGACCAGGAAACCUGUGGCCGACCACAAUUUGCUACACAGUCGCCUUCAAUCUUUGGCCAUCAACACGCAUUUGACUGAAACGCAGAGUCUAACAGACAGGGAGUCUCACAACGACUCUGGGUACAGUACUAAAGUAUAUGGAAGUUCCCAAGGACCCUCUCCAAGUCUUUCAGGGCACGUGGAGUGUUCAGAUAACCUUUCAGGGCAGCGAGUCAAUGUGGGUCCUGGGAAAGUCGGUGCACAACUAGGUGCUUCUAGUUUGGUGUAACAAACAUGAAUUUCUGUGCCUUCCAGUGCCUUUUUCUAUUUUAAAUAAGGAUUGAUACUCAAGCUUAGAAGCAAAUAUAACUACUUAUAGUUAUCUGAGUAUCUAGCCUUGAUUCAACAAAAAUAAAUACUAUACUACAUCUGGCUUUAAAAUAUCAAAAUUAUAUUAUAUGAGAAAACUAUUGACUUGAUUAGUAUCGUAAGAGAUCAAAAAUACAUAACUCUCACUUUGUCACAUGAGAAAACUCACUGAUAAAAAUUAAAAAGUACAAAAUACUCACUUUUAUACUCAUAAACACAUGAUCACGUGUAGUUUAGGGUCAAAAACAUCCCAACUAAUAUUAUAAAUGCGAAAGUAACUCUGUCUGUCUGUCUGUCUGUCUGUUACGCUUUCCCGCUUAAACCUCGCAACCGAUUUUGAUGAAAUUUGGCAUAGAGAUAGUUUGAGUCCCGGGAAAGAACAUAGGAUAGUUUUUAUCCCGGUUUUUGAAACAGGGACGCGCGCGAUAAAAGUUUUUCUGUGACAGACAAAAUUCCACGCGGGCGAAGCCGCGGGCGGAAAGCUAGUAACAAAUAAAGUACAAAUUUAUUUUUUAAUAUUGAUGCCAUGUAUCACAAUUAAUUUAAGUUAUUUUAACUGUCACAUUUAAAUAGUACUUUUUAUAUUUCAAACUACUGUUUACUUUGUGUAAAAAUGUGUAAAAAAACUUACCACCUUCCAUGUGGCUAUUAUAUUUUUGUAAGAAAUAAAAAGUAUACUCGUGUAACUGUAAACACAAGCGAAUCAGUUUUGUGUCCUUUUGAUUGAUUACUCAACAAUAAGUUUUGUAAAGAAUGGUGUGGAGCGUGUGUGUGAUUUUUGUAUUGCCAGAUUUAUUAUUUUUGCGUGGUCUGUAAUAUAGCGAUUUAAUUAAUAAGUGAAAAAAGGGAAAGUCGUACCUUGAAUGUACUUAAAACAAAGUCGCUAUACGACAGAUGUUUUAUUUAUAUGUAAUAUAGCUAAUAAGCACGUUUUGUACGUUUAAUGUAAAAUAACUGAUAUUUAUUGUGUUCCAUUGUGUAUUUUGUAAUGUAAUUUUGUAUUGAUUGAGCGAUUCUAAUAAAACUGCACUUUUGAAGUGUCACAAACUAAA
Messenger RNA from Ostrinia nubilalis (European corn borer), 4531 nucleotides. RefSeq lists its product as uncharacterized. The record is from RefSeq and is a predicted model, not a curated record. The coding region runs from base 1 to 3399 and encodes 1132 amino acids. The transcript has 8 exons. NCBI's taxonomy places the organism in Eukaryota, Metazoa, Arthropoda, Insecta, Lepidoptera, Crambidae. Gene Ontology annotation, molecular function: protein binding.